CGCACCGCCGCCAGACCCGCCUGCUGAGCCCCAUGGCCCGCGCCGCGCUCUCCGCCGAUUCCAGCAACCCCCGGCUCCUGCGGGCGGCGCUGCUGUUCCUGCUCCUGGUGGCCGCCGGCCGGCGCGCAGCAGGAGCUCCCCUGGCCAAUGAACUGCGCUGCCAUUGUCUGCAGACCCUGCAGGGAAUUCACCUCAAGAACAUCCAAAGUGUGGAAGUGAAGCGGCCGGGACCCCACUGCGACCAAACCGAAGUCAUAGCCACACUCAAGAAUGGGCAGAAAGCUUGUCUGAACCCCGCAUCCCCCAUUGUUAAGAAAAUCAUAGAAAAGAUUCUGAACAGGGAGAGCACCAAACAGGAGUGAAGUAAGAAGCUCAUCAGCUCAUCAUUGGCACUUCCUGCAGGGUGGUCCCUGCCCUAUGAGAGCUGAAAAUGAAGAGAACAGCGGUUUUCUUGGGACACCUGGAAAGGACUUAAUGUGUUUGACUAUUUCUUGAGAGAGUUCUACUUAUUUAUGUAUUUAUUUAUUUUCGAAAGCUUGUAUUUUAAUAUUUUACAUGUUUUUAUUUAAAGAUGUGAGUGUGUUUCAUCAAAUAUAGCUCUGUCCGGAUUAUUUAAUUGGAAUAUGAUGGGUUUUAAAUGCCUCAUUAAACUAACAUUUAGUGGGAGACCAU
This is a messenger RNA of Callithrix jacchus (white-tufted-ear marmoset), 672 nucleotides long. It is a transcript of the gene CXCL2, whose product is annotated as chemokine (C-X-C motif) ligand 2. The record is from RefSeq and is a predicted model, not a curated record. Gene Ontology annotation, biological process: immune response; defense response; chemotaxis. Lineage: Eukaryota; Metazoa; Chordata; Mammalia; Primates; Cebidae. Gene Ontology annotation, cellular component: extracellular region. Gene Ontology annotation, molecular function: chemokine activity.